GUUUGCUCGGUGCGGCGGCACAGACCAAGCGCGAUGUCUCACCCCGAAACCGCCGUACACCGACAUCAAAGGAACAAAGCACAAAAGAGAAGAACCUGAACACCAUGACCAUUGCUUUGACAUGUUUGAUUAUGAGACUACCGUUCGUUAAAGGACCCUUAACCGUGAAGACGACGAUGGAUAUAUAGCGGAGCAGAGACCGUUGCUGUCGCACCAGCGAUAACUUCGAAACUCAUUAACGCGACGAGGAUGCUGAUCUUCUCCUUCUUCGCCCUCCUCUUGACGAUACAGCUAGCUGCAGCUGAGCCUGUUUCUGCUGCGACGGCGACAUCAUGUCCAGCAACAACCAACCCAGCCGUCAAAUCCGCACUCUCGCAUCUCUCCAGCCGUAGAGCGACGUCGUUUUGCUCCAGCUAUGCCAGCAUUACGCCCGUGACGAAGACAAUCGUCGUUACGAGUCUGACGACCAAAACGAGUACGAAGACGGCGGUGAAGACGAGUACGAAGCUCGUGAAGGGGAAGAAGACGCAGUGGAGUACGAAGUGGGUCACGAUCACCAAAACUGGGACGAGGACUGCGACGGCGACAAAGACGGUUGAGAAGGAUGUUACGAGUACGAAGAUGGUUACGACUGUCAUUCCGGCUAUCAUCACGAAGGUUGUUUCCGGUACUACGAUCACCAGAGUCACCCGCACGACGACCUCAUACCUCCCCACCACCACCACUGCGACGUUGACGCACCACUCCGGCGUCUACCUCACCGCAACAUCGACCCGAAGCACCCUAACCACCGAGACGAUCCCCGUCACAAUCACAGAUUCCACUGGGAGCAGCACGACCCUAACCAUCACCGCCACGGAAAACCAACCCAUCAUCGAGACCGUCUUCUACAAACGCGACCUCUCCACCGACGACCUCGAGCAAGAUCUCUACAAACGCAGAGUCCCCCCCACUACAAGUAGCACCACGACUUACGCGCCCAGUGCAUUGAGCGCAGCGUGUUCGUGCCUCAUCACUCCCGCAAUUCACACCUCACUCAUCCUCACCCGUCCCAUCCAGACCGCCACCGUGACAGCGACCUCGACUAGCGUCGUCACGUCGACUUCCUACACAAGCACGGUGAAGUCCGUUACGACGAAUACGAAGAAGAUUUGGCGGACGGCGUACGCGACUUCCACAGUCCCCAUCACGGAAACGAAGGUCGUGACGGUUACGGGGACGGUUACGGAUGUUGUGGGGAGUACGGUGACGGAGAGGGGAAGUACCGUGGUGGUGGCGGGGACGAGUACGGUGUUGAGUGUUGUCGAAAAAGCUGUAACUAAGGGUGUUACGGAGGAUAUCACGAUGCCCGUUACGAAAACUGUCAAAACCCUCGUCAAACUGGUGACUGAGACAGCGGUGGCGUAUUCAACGACGACGAGGAUGGAGGAGGAGAGUGUUGUGGUGGAGACGCUGACCGAGACACUGACGGUGGGGAGUACGAGUGUGGUGAGCGUCAAAACCUCGAGUCCUACUUCAUCACCUUUGGUGUUGGCUGCGUCGUUCACGCCGGGACCGUUGAAUCUGGUUAUUGUUACUGAUUUGGGGGAUGGGACUGCCACCGCCGCUUCGUCUGCUUCUUCGGCGUUGACGUCUUCAGGGGUUGUUUCUUCGUCAUCGUCGGCGAGCGAGUCCGCGCCCACGCCCGUGCCGGUGAUGAUCUACGCGCCUACUUCGAGCGCUGUUGCUGUCUCGGACGAGGUGUCGAACAGUAGUAGUCUGACUGAGACUGGGAGUGUUGGUGUUGUUGUGCCGAGUCCUAAUCCUGUUGUGAUUUAUGCGUCUUCGGUUGGGGAUGAGGAUGGUUCGAGUGUCGCGGCUUUGGCUUCGUCUAUCUCGGAUGUUUCAGGCAGUGCAGCUACAUCGGCUGUGGUUGAGGAAGAAAGGACCAUGGCCAGCGAGGCGGCUGCGUCUACGGUCCAGGCGUCUGCGAUCGCUGUUGCUGCUAGUACGAUGGCUGUGAACACCUCCACAUCUGCUGCUCCGUACUCGACUUUGGUUGGUUUGAACACUACUUCGAGCGUCGACGGUGCUGGGUUGAGUUCUACGACUGUGACUGAGAUUUCUUCUUCCCCGAUUGUUGCGUCUCACACGAUUUCGAAGUCUGCGACUGAGACGACUAGUACUUCCGAGGUCGGCGAGCCCAGUUCAUCGGAAGCGGAAUCCAGUGCGGUUUUGGCCGGAACUAGUACAGAGAGCUCAACGACGGAUGAUGUUACGAGUACGGAGGCCACUUCUGCUUCGUUCACGGACGUUAGUUCAAGCUCAUUGUCUGAGGUAUUCACGACCUCGGAGUUGACUUUCUCGGAGACUACUGUUCCGGACGCUUCGAGUUCUUCAUCGACGGAAAUCCCUCAGGCCACUUUGACGGCUGCGGAGUCGAGCGUGACUUCGGCUUCGGCCAGUGCUGUUGAGAGUGCAACGGAGGAGGAGACUACGAGCGCUGAAUCAACUUCCUGUUCCUUGACGGAUGUCAGCUCUAGCUUUUUCGUUGCAUCCUCUACUAGUGAGACUGCAUCCUCUACUAGUGAGACUGCCUCGAGCGAGACGUCUUCGGCCGUCUUCUCGGCUACACAGUCUACAAGCGAUGGCGUGUCUUUAACAGCAGUAUCCGAUGUCGAAAGUGCGUCUCCGAUCGCAUCGUCUAUUCCUAUAGAGAGCAGCAGCGUGUCCAUGAUCUCUUCUGGCGUGGUUGCUUCUUCCACCGAGAAUGUAGCGACGACGACGCCUACGCCUGGAGCGGAUGUACGUUACGUCGAAACUUCACUUAGUGACGAAGCUACAAGCAGCACGAUCAUUUCGUCCGCCACUUCCGUCCUUGUGUCUGCACUUUCUUCGGCUUCAGUUGCUUCUUCGUAUGCCUCCUCAUCCGCUACUUCCUCUGCGGUAUCUUCCGCCUCGGCAGCAUCUUCAUACGCGCCCUCGUCCGCUGUCUCCUCCUCCGCACCUCUUGCAACAAUGGCCAUGAAGCUUUCUGUCAGUGAUGGAACAUCAAUCAGCUUCAGCCUCUUUGGUGGUGCGUACAAUGUGACGGCUGAGUCUGGCAAAGCUGCUAGUCUCACGCUUGCUCCUCGUGCCUCCGGAGCAACAGGCCAGGGUCUCUACGAUAUCUACACCGGCUCUAGCGUCCUGGCUCUCCAGCGCAACCUGCCCGGUGCAGCAUCAGCUGAAGGUGGUAAAGGCUUUUACUUCAUCUUUUCGGCACCCAUCACCAACGGUGUCGUCAAAUGUCCCCGCUCAGCACCCUGUCUCUACGGUGGCUGGAACAUCGAUGAGCAGAAUGGAUUGACCUUUACGACAUCGCUGAACCAGACGUUGAUCUUUGGAACGUUUGUGUACAACAAGGCGGGAAGUGGGGAUGGGAAGACCUAUGUUGUUGGGGAGAAUAGUUUGGCGGCGUUGCAGAAGAGCCCGGAGUAUGUCCAGGGAGCGAGUACUUUGCCACCGACCCAGGUUACCUUGACUGGGGUUGCCCUUUGAGAUAGUGACGAAGCUUGAACGCGAGGAGGGAUGCUGAAGCCCUGGAGGCUCAGCGUGGUGAUUCGUCUUGCUGGUGUUUAGGCGUUGUUAUAGUCAAUCGAUACCCCUUAGAAUAACGAAAAGAUUACUUGAAAAACAA
This is a messenger RNA of Saitoella complicata NRRL Y-17804, 3658 nucleotides long. RefSeq lists its product as uncharacterized. The coding region runs from base 250 to 3519 and encodes 1089 amino acids. The record is from RefSeq and is a predicted model, not a curated record. Lineage: Eukaryota; Fungi; Ascomycota; Saitoellomycetes; Saitoellales; Saitoellaceae. The transcript has a single exon.